UCUCUGCGGAAGAGCGAGGAUAGACCCAGGCCCAAGCGGAGCUCUCUGGGAUAGCUGGCGACUAUCAGGUUGGAAGGAGCCCUGGGGUUGCUGGGUGCCGGGUUGGUCGACAGUCGCACAGCUGAGAUGACAUGGUCUCUAGUUUGACACCUAGUCCCGCGCUUGAUCAGGAUGGGCAGUAGCUCGCUGUCAGAGGACUAUCGCCUGUGCCUGGAACGCGAGCUGCGGCACGGCCGCGCGGGGGUAUGCGGCGACCCCUCGCUGCGCGCGGUGCUCUGGCAGAUUCUGGUGGAGGACUUCGACCUGCACGGGGCCCUACAGGACGAUGCGCUGGCGCUGUUCACUGAUGGCCUGUGGGGCCGAGCUGACCUGGCGCCAGCCCUCCGCGAUCUGGCCCGCGCCUUCGAGCUCCUAGAGCUGGCCGCUGUGCACCUGUACCUGCUGCCCUGGAGGAAGGAGUUCACCACUAUCAAGACCUUCUCAGGGGGCUACGUGCACGUGCUGAAGGGCGUGCUCUCCGAGGAGCUCCUGACUCGAAGCUUCCAGAAGAUGGGCUAUGUGCGCAGGGACAACCACCGCCUAAUGGUGACCACCCCGCCGCCUGCCUGCCAGCUGGUCCAGGUGGCCCUAGGCUGCUUUGCUCUUCGGUUGGAGUGUGAGAUCCUAGGUGAGGUGCUGACUCAGCUGGGCACGAGCGUGCUGCCAGCGGAGGAGCUGCUCCGAGCUCGGAGGGCUAGUGGGGAUGUAGCCUCCUGUGUAGCCUGGCUGCAGCAGCGGCUGGCCCAAGAUGAGGAGCCACCACCCCUGCCCCCUCGGGGUACACCUGCCGCUUAUGGGGCCCCAGUGGACCUCUAUCAGGACCUGCAGGAAGACGAGAGCUCAGAGGCCAGUCUGUAUGGUGAGCCUUCCCCGGGGCUGGACUCACCUCCUGUGGGACUGGCUUAUAGACCACCACUCUGGGAGCAGAGUGCCAAACUGUGGGGUUCUGGAGGCCAGCCCUGGGAACCCCCAGCUGAUGACAUGCAUCGGGCCAGUAGCCCACCAUACGGGGCUCUGGAAGAGGAGCUGGAGCCAGAACCCUCUGCUUUCUCCUUCCUCUCUCUGCGCCGUGAGCUGAGUCGCUCAGGGGACUUAGCUCCCCCUGAGUCCCCUUCAAGCCCUGGGCAAGCCAGCCCCAGACACAGGCAGGCAGAAGGAGCAGCAUCCUCAGCCUAUGGGCCUGCUGUUGAGCCUCUGAGCUACCAGGCCCACAGCUGCUUGAGCCCUGGCAACCUACCCACCCUCUGCUGUGACACUUGCCGUCAGCUACACGCUACCCACUGCACUGCCCUAUCUGCCUGCCGCCCAACUCAUUCACUACGUAUACUUCUUGGUGAUAACCAGAGACGCCUGUGGCUGCAACGAGCACAGGUGGAUACCCUGCUCUAUGACAGUCCUGGGGCCCAUCCCUAGGCCCAGAUGGACCCCAAGAAUUUGGGGGAGUUUCCAUGGUGCUUCUUUUGGUAAAGGGCCUAGGCCACUGGAUGCCCUGGCCCUCCUAUUCCCCAGGGGAGUCCAGGACCUGCAGUUGAAAGAGGGUAGAGCCUUCAUGGACCGCUCUCGCCCGGUGCCGUCUCAGCCCUGGUGCAGCAGGCCGAGCUCAAUCAACGAGAUCCUUCCCUCUCGUCCCUAGCCUCAGGCCCAGAUGUGCUGGGUAGAGAAGUCCAGGUCAUCUGUGUUACAGUACCCAAACUCAGAAAGACCCCACCCUAUGAAUGAACUGCCUGAAGCCCUGACCUGAUCCCUGUCGUCUAUGAUUGAGGAUAUGUCCUCUUUGCACGUGCUGAGAAACCCUCACCCAGGAGCUCGCUCAAGAGCUUGCAGGUGACACAGUUAAGAUCCCGGUUGGGCCAUGUGGGAGGGUCUGAAAAGAGCAGAGCUUACUUAGCUGUGAGGACCCCGGUUCACCUCUGCGGUAAGAAGGCCUGGAGCUGCAAAAGCAGUGGGAGGCACAGUCCCAGGCAGUGGGGGAGCAGUGGGAGGCACAGUCCCAGGCAGUGGGGGGGCAGUGGGAGGCACAGUCCCAGGCAGUGGGGGAGCAGUGGGAGGCACAGUCCCAGGCAGUGGGGGGAGCUGUCACCCCUUCUCAGCAGGAAUGAUUCUCAGCAACCGGCUGCCUACCAGCCAAAGAGGUGAACGUGAACAAGCCACUUCUCCGGCUAUUGCCAAAAAGCAGCUCACCGCCCCAUGCAGCUCACUCCUGGCACACAGUUAACCAGGAACAAGUUAUAGCCUCAUCUCCCAUCGGGGUAGCCCAGGACCCCUCAUUAGGGGCCCUAAACCACUAAUCCUCAGGAUAGGGAUAGUGAAGGGCUGAGUUUUCAUCAACCACUCAGAGGCCCAGGCAGUGAUGACCACUCAGCAGCACUCACUCUAGUGACACCCCUUCAGCCGAGCCUGUUCUGCUCCUCAUGCAGGCCCUCAGAGGACGCUGUCCAUGUUGCAUGGAUCGAAACCCCACAGUACAUUAAAGGACUGCCAAAUUGUGUACUGG
Molecule: messenger RNA, 2533 nt
Organism: Arvicanthis niloticus (Nile rat)
Lineage: Eukaryota; Metazoa; Chordata; Mammalia; Rodentia; Muridae
Gene: Spata2l
Product: spermatogenesis associated 2 like
Cellular component (GO): cytoplasm
Source: RefSeq, a predicted model, not a curated record